GUGAGCGGAGAGAGAGAGGGGGGGAGGGAGAGAGAGCCGCCGCCGCCGCCUGGCCGCAGGACACCCUGAGCCCGUGAAGCGCGGGCGCUGAUGUCGCCGCCGUGAGAUGCCCCGGGGGCCGGGAGUCGGGGGCUCGGCCCGUCACUGAGCCGACGAUGGAGGAGGAUGUGAAGAAAGGCAAAAAGCCUGGAAUCGUGUCACCAUUCAGACGGGUUUUCCUGAAAGGAGAAAAGGGGCGUGAUAAGAAAGCACCGGAAAAGGUUACAGAAAGAAGACCUUUGCACACAGUUACGUUGGCUUUGCCAGACCACCGGGUUGACCCCGAGAUUUUGUUAAAUGAUUACAUUGAAAAGGAAGUGAAGUAUUUAGGACAGCUCACGUCCGUGCCUGGAUACCUGAAUCCAUCAAGUCGAACUGAGAUAUUGCACUUAUUAGAUAAUGCAAGGAGGGCACAUCAGCUCCCAGGGCCACUAACACAAGAACAAGAUGCAGUGAUCAGUGUGUCUGCAACCAAUAUUAAACUGGUGUGGCGGGACGGAGAAGAUAUCAUCCUCAGAGUUCCAAUCCAUGACAUUGCUGCAGUUUCUUAUAUCCGAGAUGACUCGCUUCACCUGGUCAUUUUUAAAACUGCCAGUGAACCUGAGAAUUCUGCAAAUCCAAGCACAGAAGGUACUAACAAAGUACAGACAUCAGAGACACUGUCGGAAAGUGGGGCGGGAGCUGUGGAUCCCUGCAGCCUGGUGGUGAUAGUUGCAGAGAACAAAGCAGCAGCAGAAGAACUCUGUUCUCUUCUUAGUCAAGUCUUCCAAGUUGUUUACACAGAAUCCACAAUAGACUUUUUGGAUAGAGCAAUAUUUGAUGGUGCUUCUACUCCAACUAAGCACAUGUCCAUAUAUAGUGAUGAUUCUUCAAGUAAAGCAGAUGUUAAAGAGCCCUAUGAUCCAGAAAUUAGUAACUUGUCUUUUCAAGGCUCAGAUGCAGGUGGAAAUUCACCAUCAUCUUCUACUCAGCCAUCGCCUCAAAUAAAAAAUGUUAGUGAAGGUGAACUAUCUGCAUCUGCAGCUGAAUUGCUUCAAGAUUACAUGCUGACACUGAGAACAAAGCUCACGUCUGAAGAAAUCCAAAAGUUUGCUAUGCUUUUGCAUGAGUAUCGAAAUGGUGCCUCAAUUCACGAGUUUUGCAUCAGUCUUCGACAGUUGUAUGGAGAUGGCAGAAAAUUUCUCUUGCUGGGACUUCGACCUUUCAUACCUGAAAAGGACAGCUUGUAUUUUGAAAACUUCCUAGAAACCAUUGGUGUCAAGGAUGGAAGGGGCAUUAUAACAGAUAGCUUUGGCAGAUACCGGAGGACUUUAAGUAAUGCAUCCAAUUCAACCACGAAUGGCAAUGGAGCUACUGCAGGUUCAGAUGACCAGUCGGUGCCUUCUGAAGGUGAUGAAUGGGACAGAAUGAUCUCAGAUAUCAGUAAUGAUAUUGAAGCCCUUGGCUGCAGCAUGGACCAUGAUUCAUCUUGAAACUGAAAUAUUUGCACAUUCUGUUGGUAGCCCACAGACUUUUUUUGUAAACAGAUGUGUUCCUAAAUGAAGUUUACCACAAUGUGAAUAUUUAAAUGGUUUGUCAAAGCAUUUCUACAAAGGUGAAGAACAUUUAAAAAAAAUCAUGCAUAUGGUAACUUUUUGUAUUGUAGAAAAUAAUGCAUAUUUGUAUUCAGACUUUUGUAACGAAAAAACUAGCUGUUACGCUUACUUGUUCCAAUAAUAGGCAAGAUCUUUCUUGUCAUAUCACAUGGUUUUGUAUCCCAGCUGCAAAAGGUUACAUAUUGCAGUAUACUGUGAUGUCAGGGAUGAUGUACAGUGAAACCUGUUCAAAUGACCAGCCUCGGACAGCCCCCUUCGCACACUUGGCCACUUUGGCUUAGUCCCCUGAGAGGUGGUUAAAGACAGGCUUGACUGUAUUUCACUUUUGGGCAAAUCUCUCUUUAGCUCCCUGCCUCUAAGAAAGUAGUUUUUAUGAUGCCAGUUUACCGUCACAAGCUAUUACUAUCAUAGUGGUUUUGUAGCACAUCGGAGUCAGUUAGUGCUAGUACGUAAUGCUACACACUUAGAAUUCCUGUGCAUGUUGAUCCUUAACCACUCCACUUGCUAAACAUGACCAAAUAAGGUAGCACGUCUCAAAAUUUCCAUAGCAGGUCUUGGGAGAGUUUGUUAUGAAAUGAGAAAUUUAGCACACAUUUAAAUAUUUGUAACUUGUUUUACUGUAUUGGCAUAAAUCCAGGUAACUGCUUCAAAGAUAACUGAUUUCAAAUGCAGUACAUUGCAUUUCAAGUGGAUUUUAAAGAUGUAGGGCAGAGGAGAGAGCCCUGCCCCAGACUUUGUAGCAUGAUUUAUACUUUUAUUCCAGUGCUUUGGGAUUUUUGGUAAAUCUUUGCUAUUUUCCAGCUUUGUCCAUUGUCUGUUACCAUUUAUCAUAAGGGAAGCAUAAUAUGGUCAAUUGAUGAAAUAACUUGUUGAAACAAAAAACUUUCAUCUAUACAAAAGGGUUAGCAUUUUAGAGACCAUUAACAGAUUAAUGGUACUCCUUAAUGUAAUGUAUCUUAUGUGUUGCAAUACCUUUUCAAGCAAUUGUACUGUUGAUUUCUGCACACCCAAUGCAAUUUCUUUUAAAAGCAAAGAUGCCAAUUUAAAGUAUGGAUUAUUCAAUCGUAUGCCAUCCUGUUGCAGAUCUUUUGUGCUGCCUUGAGACAAUGCUUUGAUGGCAUCACAUUCACUAUUGUAUUGAUAAAACCGAAGUGAAGAAAACAAUUUUGCAAUCAGUUCUUCAGGAAACUAAAGAGCAGAAUGUAAUAUAAACGAUUGCUUUGGAUACUGUCCUAUUUUGGACCGCUGUAUGUAAAACUCCAUGUAUCCUUCCCCUGCAAAAAAAAACUAAAUGUGUAUCCAUUAUAUAUAUACAUCUUUUUGUACUGAUUCAUGUACUGUAUUGUAUUUGGGUAUGACUGCAGUAAGUAAGAUGUGUGAAAAAUGUGUGCAUCAUUUGAAAAAAAACAAAAAACCUCAUGAUCUGCACUGAACUAACAGCAUUUAUUUGUAUCUCCAAUGUACCCAGUUUGUGUAGCCACAAAGGAAAUCUUUAUUUGUAUGGUGUCAAAAUAUGAAAAGAUAAUUUGGCAGUAACCUGUUGAAUGUUAGUUUUGCAUUUUUAGUGUAGAAAUCAACCCUUGCUAUUUGUUCUAUUGAACUGUAAUUGCAAUAUCCCAAACACUUUUUACAUUGUCGUCUCACCGCUGGUACCAUCCUAAAUGCACAAGUAUUCAAAAUCUAGAUUUGCUAAUUGUGAAACUAACUGGCAACAAAAUAUAAUAUUAUUUUCCCAAUUCAGUUGCUGGGAGUGAAAUACCGACCUGGGGAAUGCGAUGUCGGUUUUAGCAGAUUACCUGCUCUCAGUUAACGACAGUGAGAAAGGGUGGAGACAAACUUCUGUAAUUACAUAUGGCUUCAGAUACAAGGUAAAUAUGUGUACCUGGGAUACUGCACUAAAUUGCAAGAGGAAUAAUCACAUUGUCUACCCCCCUCCCAGUUCAGAUAGGAUCAUUAGAAAUACAUACCUAUGCAGUUUUCUACACUUAAGAUGAUCAGUACUGACUUACUGGUGUCAUGGAAAGGAUAUCUUUUUGCUGUUUUGUUACUGCAUUUAUUUUGAGAGUGAGUGGUUAUCUUUGUAGGCAUUUUCCUCAACCUUGCCCAUUUUAUGUAAAUAUACUUUCACUUUACACUCGU
Molecule: messenger RNA, 3773 nt
Organism: Callorhinchus milii (elephant shark)
Lineage: Eukaryota; Metazoa; Chordata; Chondrichthyes; Chimaeriformes; Callorhinchidae
Gene: ccm2
Product: CCM2 scaffold protein
Exons: 10
Coding region: 156-1511 (451 amino acids)
Biological process (GO): vasculogenesis; heart development
Source: RefSeq, a predicted model, not a curated record